AUGUUUGCUUUCACUAAGGCCAUUUGUAAGAUGCCAUGGACCUCUAAUGCCAGCCACAAAGGGUGCAAAAUUGCAGCUCAGUUCAUGGCAAUGGUCCCUGUGUACAUCAUGGCUGUCUUCAAUUGCAGCAGUCCUCUCCAUGAUCAUUUCAAAGUAGCCAAGACCUUCCCUAGUACAUGGACCAAGAAGCACAGCAAUAAAGGCAUAUGUCCUCUCCUUCUCGUCUGCUUGGGAUUGGCCAGCACUUGGUCUGGAUGCAUCUGGAAAGGGGGAACCCUCAACAUUGAUUGGAACAUCCUAACAUGCAAUGAGGUGGGGAAACUUCAUCAGAAGAUCAUCAAAAUGCUCUGUGGUCAACAGUUUGGUCCCUAUCAAGCUCAGAUUCUUGGGAUAACAACUCAUACCUACACUGUGAAUCCAGGCAUCACCUCCACAUCAUUGGGAAAGUGGGCAGCAUCAUCAAGCAUAGCAAUAGAUGAAGCAGAUGACAAGAUUGAGAUACAUGAGAUAGCAGCUCCAGCUGCAAGGAUAACAUCCCAGCUCAUUAGUCAGCUCCAGAUGUAUCACAUCAGAUCAUAG
This is a messenger RNA of Suillus subaureus, 579 nucleotides long. RefSeq lists its product as uncharacterized. The transcript has 5 exons. Lineage: Eukaryota; Fungi; Basidiomycota; Agaricomycetes; Boletales; Suillaceae. The record is from RefSeq and is a predicted model, not a curated record. The coding region runs from base 1 to 579 and encodes 192 amino acids.